AACAAAAUGGCCGCGAAAUACCAAUUAUUAUACUACUUGUAAUCUAUACAUAUCUUAUUCUAGUUUCUGCCGGUUUUCAAAAAUCGAAACAAAACGUAGAAGGGCACGAAAAAAUCGAAACAGAAAGUAGAAAAACACGGAAGUAAAUACUGGCUCUUAAUGGUUUGUUUCGAGGUUGCGACACAGUUAUAAACACGUCAUUUAGCGAAACAGACACCUUAGAUUGAAAGGAGUACAAUGGACGGAAAACUCUCUCAAAGUAACAAGGAGCAACUGGAGUAUUUUGUAGGUCUCGGUCCCCGUCGUUUUACCCUGCUUUACAGCAUCACACGAGAUGGUUGCUCAUCAGAUACGUUUCACCAAAGGUGUGACUACCAGGGUCCAACUGUCACCGUGUUAUAUAACCAACAAGGCUCCGUAUACGGUGGUUACACAUCGGCUAGUUGGUCAAGCAAUGGCACAAACACAAGAGACGAAAAGGCAUUUCUGUUUCAGCUCCAAUAUUCUGGUAGCAAUAGGCCUAAAAAGUUUCCAAUAACAAAUACUGCAUACAGUAUAUAUUGUGAACCAUCGUAUGGUCCAAUGUUUGGUGGAUAUACAGCGUAUGACAUGAACAGCUUUUCUGGAACCAUCAACAAAUCAGGGACGUAUUACCAACUCAACGGAAGCUGUACCUAUGGAGCGAAUUACGCAAUGUCAGGAGUAUCAUCAUGGAACGAGAUACACAACGGGAAUUUGCAAGUUACUGAAUUAGAAGUAUACAGCGUCUGUGUUCAGCCAUCUACUAGAAGUGCAUCGACAGGAACUGACGACAAGGAGUUCGUAGCGUGGGGAAAGCAUCCAGAGUUUGGCGAUGAGCUGCGACAAGAACUUUUACAAGAAAUCGCUUCAAUGCAGCCAUACUCGGAACUAAAACUGCAGGAAUACAGAGUCUUGCUAAUCGGUCCUGUCGGAGCUGGAAAGUCUAGCUUUGUAAACACUGUGUGCUCCGCAUUUAAAGGCAGAAUUGUUCAGAGAGCAAGCUGCGGAGAGGAACAACAUAGCUUUACUAAAUCUUACCAAGCAUAUAAUGUGAAGACGAAGAAGAAUGCAUCUCUCCAUUUCCGCCUGUGUGACACUCGCGGUCUGGAGCCAGAUCUCGGGAUCAACAUUAAAGAGUUUGACUACCUUGUGAACGGUCACGUGCCCGAGAAAUACGAGUUUAACGCGGAGGCUUCGAUUUCAUUGGAAGAUAAAAUGUUCGUAGUGAAACCAUCGUUAGCAGAGAAGGUCCAUUGUGUCGUUUUUGUCAUCGAUGCUUCAACUUUGAAUAAACUCGACCCAGAUGUGAUGAAAAAAAUGAAGGAGUUCGUCAAAAUUACCGCAAGAGGAAACACAAAGCAGGCCUUACUUCUUACCAAGAUCGAUAUUGCCGACAGCUGUGUGAAGGAAAGUCCUAAACACGCUUUUAAAAGUAGAAGGAUACAAGAUGUCGUUGUGACGGCUUCCAAAAUGUUUGGCUUUCCGAGGUACAGCAUUCUGCCUGUUAAGAAUUAUGAGGAGGAAGCGGAGAUGCGAGAAGUUGUGGAUAUUUUGGCCCUUCUUGCUUUGCGCAAAAUAUUGCACUUCGCUGAGGAUUAUAUGGAUGGCAUUUUGAACGACAGGGGCAUAGGCGCGGAAAGUUUGCUCUAUUCUGAGAGUGACGAUUUGGCUCUUGAGUCUGAAGCUGCCUCGGAAUCCGCUUAAUUCAAAGCGGAGAUAUACUACUGUUUAAAAUGGCCACAUCAUAUAACCAUUAAUAUGUAAUUCAAUGACAUCGACCAAACAGCCAUGACGUCAAUAAACCAACUUCUAAUAGACAGGUUUUAAGGCCACGGGGCUUGUCCCUGUAGUUUCCAUGUGUGUUGUCAUAAAUACUGUGUAUUUUUAAACUUAAAUACGUGUAAAUAACUGAUGGGUAGAAUGUAGGUCGAUUUUGAUCCAACCUAAUCCGACUGUGAAGAAUUAAAGGCAUUCCACAGUACAGAAGUGGGUAGGGAAGGCAAAAGAAGUUUCAAUAGUUUUAUUUUAGUUGUGAAGAACGACCUUUUCCGGAAGUAAAACAUAGUUUACAUUCUUUGUGACAUGGUUUUGGGUAGUAAGCAGUUGAAUAAUUGUUACAAAAGAAGAUUUUAUCAGAUAUUGGAUCAAAAAGCAUUCACAUAUUUUCGAAAAAAUCUAUCGACAUUAUAAAUUUGUGUUUAUGUCAAACGCCACAAGCUACCUAAUAAGGAAUGUCAUGUGGGUUCUUGAUGAUAAAUUUUCAAAUAAAAAAGAUAUUCAAUAAAAUAAUGAAAAUAGUGGGUUAAAUUUAUUUCUGGUGACAAAAAAGCAAAUAUCGUUCUUAAAAUAUAUGAAAUCACUACAAAGCAUCAAGACAUUGUUGAUUUUGUAGUUCUGACAAUUUUGACAUAAAAGCAUUUCAAUUUUAAUAUUAAAACAUUUCCGAAUUAAAAUGUAAAUGUUUUUUUUUUUCAUCGGAACUCUGAUAAAAUUUCUUCCUUAACAUUUGCUACACAUGUUGCAAUAUAUUAUUUAUGCUCGCUAAAUAUUGAACCUAAAGCUAAAUGAAAAUGUAUUGUAAAUAAGUAAUAGGAUAAUAGAACUUUAUUGAAACGAUAAAAACAUUACUUGUUAUGCGACGUACCAUUCUUGAUUAACAUUCCCUUUUCCUUUAUUUAAAAAUUAUUUGCGCAUUCUUUUUCGUAAAGCUUAGAUGUCACUUUACCAUUAUGUCGAGAAGAAUUGUUCAUUGAUUUAAUAGGUGCAUUCUCUCACCAUUUGGUACUAUGCAGGCUACAUUGGCUACAUAGGCUGCAUGGUGCAGCCAACUUGUUCACUACACAGAUUAUACAUCGCUAUCUUAACUUACAAAUGUGUGUAUGGUAUUUCACCAGAAUGUGUUCAAAACCUUGUAGCUUGUAAGACGUGUAAUUUUCAUCUCAGAAAUGAAAGCUGUGUAGAUGUUCCAUCAGUAGGAAUAACUAAAUAUGAGAAGGACUCUUUCCGCUUUGAGGCUAGUCAGGUAUGGAAUAGCCUUCCAAAGGAAUUAAGGUGCUCAAAAAACUAACCUGGAAUUUAGAAGGCUGACGCGCACCUGGACAGGUCCCUCUUGUUAAUGCUCAAUGUGCAAAUAAAACUUUAUUGCUUUAAAAAAAGAAGCAGAAGACAUUAAGAAUUAUAGUAUGUUUUACUGAAUAACUUUUAUCCUUUGUCUUAACGGAAAAGUAGUUUUGUUUUGAGUGGGAUGGCGUACACACACUGGACAUUUUGAAUAAAAAUAACAAAUAAUCAUAAUAAAUAACAUGGGCUUAUAUAUAUUCAUGAUUGUUUCAAAUUUAUAUAACAUCUGUCGAACACAUACAACUACUUAUGAGUUUUUUCGGCAAGUAUUAUGUUUUAAAUAGUUGUUAUGACUUGACAUUUUUAAUUAACAUUUGAACACAGUGGUAGGUGCUGAUAUUGUCAGGACAGUGGCCGGGUGUAGGUUUGGAUGGUUAACUGUACAUAGGAAUUUCUCAAAGCGGCUCAACAAUGCCUUUUUACGCUACUGUUUCUGACAAUAUCAGCAAAAUCAAGUAGUAUCUAAAUUACAUAAUAAAUAUAAUACCUCCUCUAAUCCAUACUUUCCCAAGGUUUUUCCUAUCAAGCUAGAUUAAUUAUGACUUUUUUACCAUUUACACAUGAAUGUACCAUGCUGUUAUGCCGAUGUAUAUAAUGCUACUUACAAUUUUUCUAUUUCAAUGUCUACGAUUGUCCUUUAAGUUAUACUUUUGAAAGAACUAACCAUUUUACAGUCGUUUGUCAACUAGCGGAACCGUGCGCGUGUGGAUUGCCCGUACAGCCGGGAAAACUUGUUGAUGUUACCACUGUGUUCAAUGCUCUAAUCCAACUUACGUAAUUGUAUGCAUGAAUAUAAUAACCAACCGCUUGUUCCAAUAUUUGUUUUUUAACCUAUAUGCUUUUAUUUCCAGGGCACAUGCUCAUUGAUAUGUUUUUGAUAUGUUAUAUACAUGUAUGUUUGUUAUUUAUGUUGUCGGAAAAAAGCUCAUUGAGCUAAUGUUUAUUGUUAACAUAUACCAGACUUUUAAAAAAGAAGAUUCUUGUAUACUGUA
This is a messenger RNA of Mya arenaria, 4133 nucleotides long. Its product is annotated as interferon-induced protein 44-like. The record is from RefSeq and is a predicted model, not a curated record. Bases 238 to 1725 code for a protein of 495 amino acids. The transcript has 8 exons. Lineage: Eukaryota; Metazoa; Mollusca; Bivalvia; Myida; Myidae. Gene Ontology annotation, molecular function: GTP binding.